CAACCCAGGCAUCGAACUCUUGUGUCUCCUGCAUUGGCCGGUGGGUUCUUUACCACUGCCACCCGGGAGCGCCGCACUUUUGCCUCAUCCCUCAGGGCCCAGACUCGGUGACAACAGACAUCUGAGUGAAGGAGAGUAUGUGGGGGAGGUGAGUGCAGUGAGGAAGCCGGCGAUGGCGCGGUGACUGGUCCUCACCCGGCCGAACCCGUGAUGCCAGUGGCCACCCUGACAACACACAACCGGGGCUAUCGCCGCCGCUAAGCGCUGUGACACAGUCCAGCCCCACCCAGCUCCCAGGCGGGUUCCUCCUGGGUAGCUCUACCACUUCGGUUGGAGAGAAGAGUCCACAUUACUGUGUCUUCCUUGACCCUUCAGCCACCUCAGGAAAGCAGUGGGAUCAACUCCCCUUCUGGCGAUCAACUGCCUUUCCUCUGCCCUCAUGCAUGGCCGGCCCUGUUCUCAUACACAGAGGUUGGCUUAUGUUUAUUAAUAGGACAUUAAAGACAUGGCACUUAGAGUCACAUUUUACAAGAGGGUGGCCUGCAGAACUGAGACCGGGCUUUCCAGCGCCUUCCCUUCCCCUACAACAGGAGUGAUCCAUCAUAGUGUUUCCCAAAGCACAGAAUAACUGGAUGUGCAGUUUCAGCAGGCGCGCGUCUCCCCCACCCGACUGUGUCCCAGGGCCACACUCCCUCCAUCUGGUUGUGCUCAGUCCAAUCCGCCGCCAGGGGGCGCUUGAGUGCAGCCCGCUCCGGCCUUCCGGCAGCAAGGCUCAGCUGCGCGCCCUCCUCCUGGCUGAUGCGACGUUUCUAUGGCAGCCACGGGCAUCAAACUUUGGCUGGCCAGUGCACCUGAGGCACCAGGGCAAGGUGAAGAUAUUUGCUCCUAAUGCUGAGCAGAUGCACAUCAUUAAUCACUUGAAAGAGAGCCCAGCAGAAGAGAGGAGAAAUGUGCUGGAGGAAAGUGCCAGGAGGGCCAGUGAGGAUGCACUAGACUUGGCAGACCUGAAGUUCAGUGAGCUCGGUGCUGUCAGCGUGACUGGCAGUUUUGGGGUGGCCCAGAACUGCACUGUCAACAGUUCUGUGAAGGACACUUCACGCCUUCCACUGUGCUAAGAAGCCCACGAGCUGGUGCUGCAUUGCCCUGCGCAGGCAGCUGAAACCUUCCUGCUUGUGAAGUCACAGUGGGUCAGGAUAAUAUUGGGGAUGGAGGGGGAGAAAAGGAUGAAAAGCUUCCUGUCGGGUAAGCACUUUCCUAUUUCCCUUCCUCCGGAUGAGUAUAAAUGUAGCUGCUUUUCUGAUAGCUUAAUGAAUUAUCUUUCCUUACCGGUCUGCGGUAUUUGGUGAUUGGCAUUAAUGUGGGGGUGGACAUAGCAAGGGACUGUAGUUUAAAGUGAUAAGACCAGGUGGCGUUGAAUCACGGAGAAGAUGUAUUCUUACAAAAUGCUCUGGCUUAGUCUAUAAGAAGAAAAUUUCAGGAUAGCAACUCUCUUGUAUGAUAUCAUCCAGCUGCAUGGCUCCAGUUGCGCUUACUUGAAUUGUUUCCUCUUGGUCCUAGUACAUAAAGCCUUCCUUUCUCUUACUAACUGGCUAGUUCAUUGAAGCCUCACGUUGGAACGGAUUCCUUAUGUGAACAGUGCCUGUGAGCUUUUGUUCUGGAUACUGCUGUGUUUGAGAGGUCAUUGCGAGCUAUAAUUUUAACUCUCUUCACAGCCAUGCUAUCAGGUGCCUAAGAAACAUUUCUCCCACUUGGUUAGAUCUCCUCUUCUAAUAGGUUUGCUGAUGCAGACCCAGCAGAAGCCUGGAUGCAAGCACAGCUGUUGGGAUGUGAGAGGAUCCUUCAGGAUACAGCCAACAAAAUGGCUCAGACGUGCGCCUAGGUGGCGUGGCCCCUCGCAUGAAAACUGUGAUGGAAUAGGACAAAUGAGGGGGCUGUUUUAUCAUGUGUUUGAACAGUGAUACCUCUCUAGUAUUUAGAAGAACUUGUUCAAGGAGAACUAUUUUUAGCUCCAAACAGUUGCAUCACACGCUUUACUAAUUGAUUAUAGGCACUUUCAAUGUGAUCUUGACUCAAAAGAUGAAAUAGCUGUCAUUGAAUUAUCCAGCUAUCCUUGGUUUUUUGACAAGCAUGUUGUCAUUUUUUUUUUUUCAUUUGUUAAAGUUGGAAGCAGUGUUUUCCUGCCAUGUUUUAUGAGGAUGGGCAUCGGACUGGUCCACAGGCUUUAUUCUGAACCUCCAGGUUGGCGUCUGGGAACUUGGCACUUGACCCCUUCCCUAACUGAUAAAGAUGAUUCACUUUGCCUAGACUGUGCAAACAAUGUGAUUAUGCUGAACACCUGCUUUCCUUCUUGGAGUUUGGAAUUGUGGUUGUUAUUGGGCAGAGGAUACUUUCAUGACCUUAUCAGAACCUUGGGUGGUAAGUCCCUGCCCAGGGAAGACAUGUGAAACACACUUUACCGCCCUCUUCUCUGCUGGAGAAAGAGGCACAUUCAUGCAGCUCCUCACUGGAGAGAAGGAACCUUGAAAUCCUGUGCAGGGGAUUCUCCAGACUCUGCCUGUGUCUUUGUCUCUUGUCGAUCUUAUCAUGUAUCCUUUCACGAUAGUAAACCUUAGCCAUGAGCACAGCCUUGUGCCGGGCCCAUGAGUUCUUUCGGUGCGCACUUGAAUGUACUUCAAGUGAAAGUGUUAGUCGCUCAGUCGUGUCCGACUCUUUGUGAACCUGUGGACUGUAGCCCGCCAGGCUCCUCUGUCCAUGGAGUUCUCCAGGCAAGAAUAGUGGAGUGGGG
Molecule: messenger RNA, 2785 nt
Organism: Cervus elaphus (red deer)
Lineage: Eukaryota; Metazoa; Chordata; Mammalia; Artiodactyla; Cervidae
Product: glutamine amidotransferase-like class 1 domain-containing protein 3A, mitochondrial
Exons: 4
Coding region: 633-1115 (160 amino acids)
Source: RefSeq, a predicted model, not a curated record